ACUAAAAAUUGUCCACGAAAAUCGUCCAAAAUCUGCAAAUCUGGGGAGAACGGAUCGAUAUUGGAUCUCGCCCGGGCCAUCGGGAAUGGCGGCGUUUCCGGUCACCAGCUGGGAAUGCCCUGGACAUAGCCUGGGAAUAUCCUGGCAGAACUCCCGCAUUCCGGAUCGUCGAGUCGGAGUUAUGAAAUACCGAAGUGGAAACGCUCGAGCUGCCACGAGAGGAGCACCAAGAUCAGCUAGUGCAGGCACUAAUAAUCUGCCGCCGCUGACGUUCCAUCAGGUUCAUGGUGAGAAUGUCAGACUCUGCAAUGGCGGGACCAUCGCCAGAAGAUACGAAAGCUUCUGCAGGGGCAUCACAUUCAGCGCACGACCUGUGCAGAUCGGAGAAAAGGUCUGUGUGAAAUUCCUCGAGAUCUCCGACAACUGGAGCGGCGUGAUCCGAUUCGGUUUCACCAGCAACGAUCCGAUCAACCUACAAAAUGGCCUUCCAAGGUACGCCUGUCCAGACUUGACGAACAAACCCGGUUACUGGGCAAAGGCCAUGGCCGAGAGGCUCGCCAUAAGAGGCGCGGUGCUCUUCUUCUACGUCACGUCCGCUGGAGACGUGCAUUUCGGGGUGAAUGGCGAGGAAAAGGGCGUGUUCUUCGGCGGUGUGGAGACACGAAGCCCACUGUGGGCUAUCAUCGACGUGUACGGCAACAGCACCGCGAUCGAGUUCGUCGAUCCCAACAGGCAGCACUUCAACAACAUCAGGAGAGGCGCUGAGCAUAGCAACGAGGACAACGCGCAGCACAGCAGGCACUCGGCCAUGGACGACGCCAGCAACGCAAGCAGGGACGUCGAGAGGAUCAUCGUUCCUACCAUGCAGGGCAUGUCGAUCCAUCAUGAGCCCGAUGUCGAGCUGCCUGGACUCAGGUUUCAGCCUGCCGGUGUCAUCUUCACGCCGUUACCCUUCCACUCGACCAGAGGUAGGAACAUCCGUUUCAGUAACCAGCAGUGCGUGGCGACACGGUCCGACACGGAAUUCUGUCACGGCUAUGCAUUUACAAGCCAACCACUACUAUUAGGAGAACGAUUGGUAGUGCAGAUCUUAGCCACAGAGCCGAUGUACGUUGGUGCUCUCGCUCUAGGUCUGACUUCCUGUGAUCCAGCUCGUCUUACUGCCGAAGACCUACCCGAUGACAGCGAUCUCUUAUUGGAUCGUCCAGAAUACUGGGUAGUCUCCAAGGAUGUGGCAUCGAGUCCUCAACCUGGUGACGAAAUAGCCUUUACAGUCACACACUUUGGAGAAGUUCAAAUGAGCAAAAAUGGUGGGCCACCUAACGUGGUGAUGCACGUGGACCAAAGUCUCCAGUUAUGGGCGUUCUUCGAUGUCUAUGGUAGUACACAACGAAUCAGGGUACUGGCUGAAAAGCCUACGUCGCCACCGCGACAAGGUCAAAGCAACCCUAUACCGACAACGGUGUUGCAACAACAGCAGCAACAGCAACAGCAACAACACUGCAAUCACAGUAAUGCUGCCACAGAACUAUCCAGAUUUUCGGAGAUGGUUCAAUUCAAACCAGCCAUAGGCGGAGGUACCGUGCUAGUGGUGAACCUUCCGCCUCAGACAAGCUACGUCACACCGUCCUCGUCCACUUCUCAGCCCACUUACACCUCCGCCAUACACAGGAAUCAGCACGUGCACCUUCCACCAGCAGCUACAACAUCCACGGCGUCCACGUCGCACCCUGGAUCCUCCAGACAGCCUUCGCCACCUCUAACAGGCACCAUGGCCAGUACAGGAUCCUCUACGUACGUGGAACCAGUGAAUUAUCAAAGUCUCGAUGGCACUUUUAAUUCUCAGCCGUCUUCUCUCCUGCAACUGUGGAGCGAAGGUCUUCAACCUACGCCUGGACAGCCCAAUGAAUGCUCAGUGUGCUAUGAAAGAAGCAUCAAUAGCGUACUGUACAUGUGCGGCCACAUGUGCAUGUGCUAUUCCUGCGCCAUCCAACAAUGGCGUGGCAAAGGUGGUGGACAUUGCCCACUUUGUCGGGCGACCAUCAGAGACGUGAUCCGCAUCUACAGAUCCUGAACAACGGCGCAGUUACACCGCGGAAGAAACGGAUCCAGGGGCUGAUGCCGGACCAUUUCGGGUUAACUCGUCUCCUCGGAACAAGCAAACGCCGUUUUCGUCGUACAGACUCUUGGUGUUCUCGUGUGUGGAGAAAUUAUGCUCAGGAUAAAUGAAAUCUUCGAUAACGGGCUCAUAGAAGAGUCCAACUGUUCUUCUGCUGAUUCUUCUGCAGAUUUGGUCCUAUGGUAAUGAGUAGUUUGAUUGUUAUGAGAUUCUCAGGAUCUUAGAACUGUAGAACACACUGAAAUGGAUGCAAAACUAAUGUCACAGAUGGAAAGGAAAAUUACGUUUGUUCGUCGCCACAUUGAUGUAAUGGCGAGAUGAGAACAUAUGAAGUAUCAUCGUUGGACUCUAAAGGCAGGAGCUCCUAGUUCAUCGACGGUUUUGCUAUCCUCAACGUCAGUGAGAUUCACACAGUGUCGCUGAACUAUGUAUCGGUUUCGAACGAGUGGCGUAAAGAUUUUGAAUACGUGUGUACGCCUUUAAGCUUGACAGAGAACAAAGGGGAUGAGUGAUCGUAUGAAAGACAGAAAAACGAAUGAGUGAAGAAACUAAGAAAGAAAGAAAGAGAGUAACAUUGAUCUUACAAUGCGUUAGCGUUACCGUUUUCUACCGAGUUCGCGCCCCCUAAAUGCUACACUGAGGAAGAACAUAGACUCAUUCCUGGCAGUUGCAAUUUGCAGAUCG
Eufriesea mexicana is the source of this 2803-nucleotide messenger RNA. It is a transcript of the gene neur, whose product is annotated as E3 ubiquitin-protein ligase neur. Bases 86 to 2074 code for a protein of 662 amino acids. NCBI's taxonomy places the organism in Eukaryota, Metazoa, Arthropoda, Insecta, Hymenoptera, Apidae. Gene Ontology annotation, molecular function: ubiquitin protein ligase activity. The record is from RefSeq and is a predicted model, not a curated record. The transcript has 4 exons.